Molecule: messenger RNA, 3161 nt
Organism: Cucumis sativus (cucumber)
Lineage: Eukaryota; Viridiplantae; Streptophyta; Magnoliopsida; Cucurbitales; Cucurbitaceae
Product: probable leucine-rich repeat receptor-like protein kinase IMK3
Exons: 2
Coding region: 378-2912 (844 amino acids)
Biological process (GO): protein phosphorylation
Molecular function (GO): protein binding; ATP binding; protein kinase activity
Source: RefSeq, a predicted model, not a curated record
CAUCCCUCAAAACUCUCUCUCUUCCUCCAUUUUCAAUCAAUCCUCUUCCCAAAAAUAUAAAAACAACCCUGAACCCUAGAGAAUCACAAUAAACUGUUUCAGAAUCAAACCCAAAAAAACUAGCCGUUAAGCUCAUCAAACAAGAGAGAUAAUCAAGGCAAGAGCCUCUGCUCCCUUAUUGCAUCCACCUGACAUUUGUGUCUCUCUCUCUCUUCCAGGUAUUCACGUGCUCUUUCUUCUUCUUUCUUCACUGAAAAACCUCAUUUCUUAUAGACCUCUCUACAUAACCCUUUCUUCUUCCUCUGCUUCCAUUCUCCUUUUCCCUAUGCUCUUUUCAUCCUCUUUCACCUUUCUCUCUGCUCUUCUUUAGUUUUUCUAUGGGUAAAACUCAAACUCCAUUUGAUUUCAACUCUUUUUCGAGAUACCCAUUUGGGGAUUUUGGGGUUUUCUUUACCCUGUGUCUUGAUGUGCUCUGUUUUUCACCUAAGAAGAAGGAGAAAUGGAAGAAUCUGAGACAAAACCCUAACGUGUUUGUUUUGUUGCUUUUGUUGCUUAAUUUGGUUCCUGUUCUGAGUCAGGAUUGGGAUGGUGUGGUUGUGACUCAAGCUGAUUUCCAAUCCCUUCAGGCAUUUAAGCAAGAGCUUGAUGAUCCCAAAGGGUUUUUGAAGAGUUGGAAUGAUAGUGGAUUUGGGGCUUGUUCUGGUGGUUGGGCUGGGAUUAAAUGUGCCAAGGGACAAGUUAUUGUAAUACAGCUUCCAUGGAAGGGAUUAGGAGGUAGAAUCACUGAGAAGAUUGGCCAACUUCAAGCACUUAGGAAGCUUAGUUUACAUGAUAACUCUAUUGGUGGAUCAAUCCCUUCUUCAUUGGGGCUUCUUCCAAAUCUUAGAGGGGUUCAGUUAUUCAAUAAUCGACUUUCGGGUUCGAUUCCGGCUUCAUUGGGACUUUGUCCCGUACUUCAAACACUUCACAUUAGUAACAAUUUGCUCACUGGAACAAUACCACCUACUUUGGCUAACUCCACCAAGCUUUAUUGGCUUAACUUGAGCUUGAACUCGCUUUCGGGUCCGAUUCCAACUACUCUUACUCGUUCGGUGUCCCUUACUUUCCUUGACCUUCAACAUAACAAUCUCUCAGGCAGCAUUCCAGACUCUUGGGGUGGUGACGAGCAAAACCGUGUGUUUCAGCUCAAGUCUCUGACUCUUGAUGGCAAUCUCCUCUCAGGUACCAUACCAACUUCUUUAAGUAAGUUAAGUGAGCUUCAAGUGAUUUCCCUUAGCCACAAUAGGUUAAAUGGUGGCAUUCCUGAAGAAAUUAGUAGGCUUUCUCUGCUCAAAACAUUGGAUGUUUCUAAUAAUUUCCUUAAUGGAAGUAUGCCCCAAAGUUUUGAUAGAUUGAGAAACCUCUCUAUACUCAACUUGAGUAGAAACAGAUUCAAUGGUCAAAUUCCUGAAACUUUAGGGAACGUUUCAACACUUAAACAACUUGAUUUAUCUCAGAACAAUCUAAGUGGAGAAAUUCCAGCUUCCCUUGCUGAUUUGCAAGGUCUUCAAUCCUUAAAUGUCUCAUACAACAACCUUUCGGGUUCGGUUCCUCGAGCUCUCGCUGAAAAAUUCAAUGCAAGUUCCUUUGUUGGGAACCUUCAGCUCUGUGGGUUCAGUGGUUCAAUUCUGUGCCCGUCCCCAGCCCCUUCUCAAGAAGCUCCUGCUCCUCCACCAGAAAGUUCGACAACCCGACAUCGGAAGUUAAGUACUAAAGAUAUAAUCCUCAUAGCAGCAGGAGCCCUCCUUCUGGUAUUGGUUAUAGUUUUCUUUAUAUUGCUCUGCUGCUUGAUAAGGAAAAGGGCUGCUUCAAAAGGGAAGGAUGGUGGUGAAGCUGGAGCAGCUGGGGCUGCGAGGGCCGAGAAGGGCGUCCCCCCGACUAGCAGUGAAGUUGAAGCGGCUGGAGGUGGGGAUGCUGGUGGGAAGCUCGUCCAUUUCGACGGGCAAACGGUCUUCACAGCAGAUGAUCUUUUGUGUGCAACAGCAGAAAUAAUGGGAAAGAGUACUUAUGGGACUGUUUACAAGGCCACGUUGGAGGAUGGAAAUCAAGUUGCGGUGAAGAGAUUGAGAGAGAAAAUCACUAAAAGCCAAAAGGAAUUUGAAGCAGAGGUCAACAUACUUGGCAAGAUCAGACAUCCAAAUCUAUUAGCUUUAAGAGCUUAUUACUUGGGACCCAAAGGAGAGAAGCUUCUCGUUUUCGAUUAUAUGCCGAAUGGAAGUCUCGCGACGUUCCUGCAUGCUCGUGGACCGGACACGUCCAUCGAUUGGCCAACAAGGAUGAAGAUAGCUCAGGGUAUGACACGUGGCCUGUGUCACCUUCACACGCACGAGAACAGCAUCCAUGGAAACCUGACAUCAAGCAACAUUCUACUAGAUGAGUACAUAAACGCUAAGAUUGCAGAUUUUGGCUUGUCAAGGUUGAUGACAGCAGCUGCAAGCUCAAAUGUAAUAGCAACAGCCGGGGCACUUGGGUACCGAGCACCAGAACUCUCAAAGUUGAAGAAAGCAAACACAAAAACCGAUAUUUACAGCCUUGGAGUCAUCAUAUUGGAACUCUUGACUGGUAAGUCCCCCGGUGAAGCCAUGAACGGAGUUGAUUUACCUCAAUGGGUCGCAUCGAUAGUCAAAGAGGAGUGGACUAAUGAAGUUUUUGAUUUGGAACUGAUGAGAGAUGCAUCUACCAUUGGAGAUGAGUUACUAAACACUCUGAAACUCGCUUUGCAUUGUGUCGACCCUUCACCGUCAGCGAGACCGGAAGUUCAACAAGUUUUGCAACAACUGGAAGAGAUAAGGCCAGAAACUGCUCCAAGUUCUGGGGAUGAUGGAAUAGGAAUAGGAGGAGGAGGAGGAGGAGCCCCUUCAACAAGUGAGUGAAAAGAAAAGGGCUUGUAGUGUAGAAUUUAAGUGUGUGAUUCUUUUAAUUCUUUUAAGGGUGUUUUUGUCUUAGAAUUUAAUGUAGUUGGCCUCUCAAGAGAAAAACAAAGAGCUCAUAUUUUGUUUUAAGGCCAAUUUUUUUUUCUACUUUGACAAGUAAAAUGACUAGAACUCUAGUUAUGUUAGUUUUCCAUAUCUGCUGGGUAUUAGUUAUAUAAGUUUAAUAACAACAGUUCGCUUCCUUGUAAA